AUGCUCAGGCUGAAACGCACCUUGGUUAAGCGAGGCUGCGUGGGGAAGGAGCCCUGUAGGUCUCGGAAGCUCGGCCAAGUCCAGCUAGCCCGAUCCACGACUUCAGGCGAGACUGAGUCUCGCCACGGUCGUCAACGUGCAGGUCAACGUGUCCGGCGGGCGUAUCGAAUUGAUGAGAUCCACGAGCCCGCGACAAGCUCAAAGCUAGGCCCAUAA
Parastagonospora nodorum SN15 is the source of this 216-nucleotide messenger RNA. RefSeq lists its product as hypothetical. The coding region runs from base 1 to 216 and encodes 71 amino acids. Lineage: Eukaryota; Fungi; Ascomycota; Dothideomycetes; Pleosporales; Phaeosphaeriaceae. The transcript is spliced from 2 exons. The record is from RefSeq and is a predicted model, not a curated record.